Harpegnathos saltator (Jerdon's jumping ant) is the source of this 4192-nucleotide messenger RNA. RefSeq names its product transmembrane protein dusky (gene dy). NCBI's taxonomy places the organism in Eukaryota, Metazoa, Arthropoda, Insecta, Hymenoptera, Formicidae. The coding region runs from base 503 to 2257 and encodes 584 amino acids. The record is from RefSeq and is a predicted model, not a curated record. The transcript is spliced from 4 exons.
UCUCUCUUUGUCUCUUUGUCUUCCUCCUUUUCCGGCUCUCUUCCUGUCUGGCUCUAUUUCUCUCUUUCCUUCUCCCUGCCUCUCUAUCUCUUUCUCUCUCGUGCGCGCGCGCACUCUGUCAGUACGUCCGCGAGGUGGUCAUCAGCGUGCAGGAUCAUACUGAUGUGCGCCAGGACACCUUGACACCUUGCCGACUACGACGAUCAGUGGUGGUGAGACUCGGGCGGCUUCUCCUCGAGCCCGGUGCUCGGCGAAGGACCGAGCACCACGUUAACGAGCGCCCUCGUAUCCGGACAAUCCUCUGAAGAAAGAAUUUGCGAUUGCGUCCCAGCGGUCGGAGGUUACGCCGAGACGAGGAGGAGAUCGCUCUCAGGAUCGUUGCUGCUGACGGACUGCUACUGCGACGACCGGUCUCUCGGUUUAGUGGCACGAUCGGCAGCCGAUCGUCACGAUUAUCAUUACAGUGACACGAGUAAAGUUUUAUCGUGGACGCCAACGCGGUAUGCAGUUACGCAUUUACGUCUUAGCCUGUCUCCUAUUAAAGGGGCUGGCUCGUGCCGAAGAGGUGGAGGUCGUGGAAGCGAUUUCGGGGGAAGACACUCGGAACGACAAUUCAGCGCUGAAUCGCCAAGACAAUGAGCUGAACAAUUCGGACCAAUUGGCGUUGGACGGCUUGGGGGAUAAGGAUGGAAAUCACUACAAGUCCGGUCUCCGGGGUCACCCUCUGCUACCACCUGGUCGGGGCGCGCUGAGCUUGCCGCGUCCGCACCACAACGUCGCCUAUCACGGCCCACCGCCGCCGUUACCGCCUUCCAAGGCGCCAGCGGAAGCGAUGGACAAGAUCUAUACGACCGCCGGCGGUGUCAGCACGGCGGAUGGCGUCGAGCCGUGGCCGGCGCCGACGCCCGACAUGCCGAAGAUCGUGUCGCUGGACGUGAAGUGCGAGAAGAGCCUGAUGAAGGUCUACUUGGGCUUCGACAAGCCGUUCUACGGCAUCGUCUUCAGCAAGGGCCACUACAGCAACGUCAACUGCGUCCAUUUGCCGGCCGGGCUGGGCCGUAAGUCCGUCAACUUCGAGAUCAGUAUACACGCGUGCGGCACCGCCGGCAACACGCAGAACGAGCUGUACGGCUACGGCGCUGAAUCCGGCUCGGGCACGUACUUCGAAAACAUCAUCGUCGUGCAGUACGACCCGCAAGUGCAGGAGGUCUGGGACCAGGCGCGCAAGUUGCGCUGCACUUGGCACGACCUGUACGAGAAGUCGGUCACCUUCAGGCCGUUCCCCGUCGACAUGCUGGACGUAGUGCGCGCGGACUUCGCCGGCGAUAACGUUGGCUGUUGGAUGCAGAUCCAAGUGGGCAAGGGGCCCUGGGCGUCCGAGGUUUCGGGCCUGGUGAAGAUCGGCCAGACGAUGACGAUGGUGCUGGCGAUCAAGGAUGACGACUCCAAGUUCGACAUGCUCGUGCGGAACUGCAUGGCGCAUGAUGGCAAGCGGGCCCCGAUACAGUUAGUGGACCACCGCGGCUGCAUCACCCGGCCCAAGUUGAUGUCCAAGUUCACCAAGAUCAAGAACUUUGGCGCCUCGGCGUCGGUGCUGUCGUACGCGCACUUCCAGGCCUUCAAGUUCCCGGACUCGAUGGAGGUGCACUUCCAAUGCACCAUCCAGAUCUGCCGUUACCAGUGCCCGGAGCAGUGCUCCAAGUCGUCGCCGUUCCUGGAGACCCAGGGCCUCCUGGAGAACCAUCACCAUCAUUUGCUGGCGAACGGUCAUCCCGAGCUUGGCUUCGACCUGCCGCCGCCGCUGUCGUUGGAGACAUACCUGCAGCCGGCGGCCGGUCGGCCGCGCGACGAAAGGAGGAGGAAGUCCCGCGAAAUCGUGCGGGAUAGCCCGCAGAAAGCCGUCGGUGUGAACAGGAUCAUCCGGGUGGUCUCCACGGGCGACCUAACCUUCUCCAUCGAUGACAACGCCGCCAGCGCCAGCGGCGGCGAGCUGAACGGACCGACCAUGGUGUUCCCGCAGCGUCAGGAGAACGUGGCCAACUCGACUAUGAUCUGCAUGACCACUCCGGGAUUCGCCAUCACCCUCAUCGUGCUGUUGGCCGUUCUGCUCUCGUCGUGCGUCAUGUCGGCCUAUCUCUUCAUGCGUCUCAGGCCCUUUUCCGCGCGGGCCAACAAGUCCGCAGCCGCGGACUUCUGCAACGCCGAGCAGAACGCCGCCACGACGAAGAAGUCCUCGAGGACGUGCUUCUACUCAUAGAGGUGUCGAAACGGUCCGAGCCGACACCCUGAGCUUCCGGUGCUCCCGAUAUUCGUGCCGGUGAGAGAGUCCGCCAAAUUUGCACGACCCUCUUUCCUCUUCGGGAACCGGUUUAUGCGUUUCCCCGCGUUACCUCGCGGCCAGACGUCGUUGGAGGUCGACGUGGUCGUGGAGGACGAACGCGGUCGGCGCGAGCGCGAGCGGGUUAUCAGUCUCGAUCGUCGCCAAGUCGAGAAAUUAGCUAUAAGCGCGUACAUUAAGCUGCAAUGAAGCCUCAAGGUGAAUGUCCCAAUUAACGACCAAGUGGCCUCAUUGUGAACGAAAAGUACUAAAUUAAUAAUACACGUGUAAAACUAAGAAUACACAAAGUCGACAAGUCCUCGGAGAAAUAUCUUUCUUGAACUCUUCUUGCACCUCUGAGGUUUUAAUCCUCUCAUAUUUACCUGAUUUAUGGAAAGAUUUCAAUUUUUUACAACGUUUUUUUGUCAGAAACGACUGCGGUAUUUAGUUUUGUAUUUUUCAUCAACAGUUUGGUUUUGUAGAAUUUUAAGAGUAACCGCACAGAUCCGACGAAUAGACAUUUGAUAUUAACUAUCAACUAUCCAACAUGUCCGCUUGUAAUCAUGAUGGUACAGCAUUUAUUAUUUUCAAUUUUUUCAAUUCGAUUCGAACGCGUAUUUAGAAUAAAUUUGAAUCCAUAUAUCGGCUGAUUUAUUAAAAAAAUUGGGACACUCACUAGUUGGAAUAUUCACCUUUACGUUCACCAGGCUGAAAUUCCAUUGGUCUUUCUAGGUUCGUAUUAGCAUAGGUCGCUACUAACGUCGCACAUGUGUAACGCACCGAUUUCUCAUUUGAAUCUCUCAUCUCUACUCCAAAUUUGUAAUACUAUUUAACACGUUCGCCGCCAACGUCACAUACGCACGAUAGCGGUAAUUUCUUUUCUAUAUUCACGCAUGAACAAAGUCUCUUUUGUACAAUCACAUGGAAACAAACGAGAGUCCCCCCAAGCAGGCCGUGAUAGUUAACAUGUUAAUACAUUAUCGAGGACACGAAAUUUUGGCGUUUCAGCCAGCUUAAUUAAUCUUCCUUGAUUCACGUGAUCUCCUAACACAUAAAGACUCAGCCGGUGCGAGAGACCGAUUUUUAAGUAAUGGAAACGGAAUAUAUUAAAAGUUUGCUCCACAGGCGUGGACUUUGAUUUAUCACUGAAUGUUUAUGGAUUCGGAGAAGUUGGCGUCUCGUUGGCUCGAGAUACUGAUACGCGAGUCGAGGACUGUUAAGAUAAAGCCCGUUUACAAUUUUUGUUUUUUUACUUUCAAACUUUACCCAGUUUCAGAGGAAGCCAGUCUCGAGGAAGAGUAACGGUCCAUAAUGUGUUAAUAGCAUUCAUAAUGGUUGUACUUCAAACUCUUUGUAUGCUUUUAUUCACGCCUUCACAUGCUGUUAUUUCACGUGGCAUACUCGAGAACUUGGAUUUAGACUUAAAUCGCGUGAUAUUUGUGACAUUGCAGUUGGUGAAAGAUUGCAAUACUUUCACUUCGAUGAGUUUCCAACCGGAAGAGUCGAUCUUCAAUAGUUUCCAGAAGAUAAACCUUCUACUGGACGUUAGGGGGAUACAUUUUGAAAUUUAUAGAGACAAAAGUGCUGCACUUCUAAUCUCAAUAUAUUCCAUACAAUAUACUCCAAAAUCCCGUUUAACUCUAACCUCAAAGCUGAAUAUUUGAGAUAAAUUCCAAGCAACGGGUCAUUAAUGCGUUUGCCCUUAAUUAUUUCCAUCUCGUGUCUGAAUAUAAAAGAGAAAAAUGAUGUGAUAUCGAUACACUCCAAGCUGUCAAAAUGACUAAUUAACCGAAUAAUCAAGAUUCAUAAUGGAUACGCGCGACGCGGCCGAUUAGGAAGACAAAUUACUUUUUAGCAUGGUGGAUGCUCUUUAUU